AUGCCGCGCCCCAAGUCUUUGAAAACUCUCUUUUUAGAGACUGUCUUAUUCAUAAGCUUAUUCGCCAUGGUCGGUCAUCUAUCUGUCAACUUCUGGGAACGAUACGUGAUACAGACGGAGCUAUCGAAGAUGAAGACCAGUCUACAUUCACUAAAGGAAACCAUAAACCACAUAGGAAUCGCGUACGACAAUCUACACAAAGAACUGAAAGAUUUAGCAGAAAUAGCGGAAAAGAAUCCAGUGAAACAAGCAAUACAGCGGAAGGCUCCCGACAAGCCCGAACGUAAGAGCCAAUCUAACUUAGCUCAAGCAAUACUGCAUGAUAUACAGCUGCAAGCGGCAAUGGCUACACACGAGAUGAAAAUCGGCGCCGUACCUUCAACCGACAACCAAAACACUCAAAAAUCUUUACAUGACUACAAAAUUGAUAAAAAUGCUUCAACAUGGACAAAGACUUUAACUAAGAAGUUUAAUGAAGAUUUUGAGAAACCCUUUGAGUGCUACUAA
This is a messenger RNA of Pectinophora gossypiella (pink bollworm), 507 nucleotides long. RefSeq lists its product as uncharacterized. NCBI's taxonomy places the organism in Eukaryota, Metazoa, Arthropoda, Insecta, Lepidoptera, Gelechiidae. The transcript has 3 exons. The record is from RefSeq and is a predicted model, not a curated record. The coding region runs from base 1 to 507 and encodes 168 amino acids.